Molecule: messenger RNA, 969 nt
Organism: Fomitopsis serialis
Lineage: Eukaryota; Fungi; Basidiomycota; Agaricomycetes; Polyporales; Fomitopsidaceae
Exons: 8
Coding region: 80-838 (252 amino acids)
Biological process (GO): endoplasmic reticulum tubular network organization; membrane organization
Cellular component (GO): endoplasmic reticulum; membrane
Source: RefSeq, a predicted model, not a curated record
CUCAUCCGACUAAAGUUGAGCUUGAGAUCGUCCACGUCUUCCCCCUCAUCGCUUUCGUUGUCCAACGCCUCCAACAGCCAUGGCUACCACGCAGCAUUAUAUGUGGGCCGCGGGCCACUUCAUCCUCUUGGUAUCGGCCUUGCGCUAUUUACUAGCUACGGUUCUGUUCAGAGGUCCUUCUUCGUGGUGGUACAAGACGGCCUUCACUGGUGCGCUUGCCAGCUAUGCGAUCGUUUGCCAAAAGUCGCUAGGGGCUCCACAACCGAAUCUUGCAUGGGUAUCGCGAGCAAUGGCUGACGAGAAUGUACAAUAUCUAUUGCUCGCUCUGUUCUGGUGGACCUCGAAGCCAAUCUCUCUUGCCCUUGUACCAUACGCUAUCUUCUCGCUCUUCCAUGCUUUAACGUUCUCGCGUACGACCUUGAUGCCCCAACUCCUCCCUCAGGGUCCUCCGGCGACCGCCGGCGGCCCUCCUACACCUCAUCCUAUGCAGAAGAAGCUGCAGACAUGGGUCAAAACCAAUUACGACACUGCAAUGAACGCCGUUGCGUACGCGGAACUCCUCAUCAUGCUGCGCGUCUUCCUAGGUGCCAUCACCUUCCAGAACUCGCUCUUGUCCCCCGUAUUUUACGCCCACUUCCUCCGGGCUCGCUGGUACCAGUCGAAGUUCACCCAGGCCGCUGUUGCGCAAUUGCAUGCCAGGAUCGAAUAUCACAUCCGUGCGCCUGGGGCGUCGCCGGUGCUCGCGCAAGUGUACGACAAGGUCCAGCUCGUGGUAUCGCGCUGGGCGGGCAGCGUGAUUGCGCCGCAGGGUGGUGCUGCUGGUGCAAGGAGGCAGUGAGGUGGCAUGGUUGCGAUGUUGCUGCGGUGCACGGUGGGUGGCGUGUAUGUGCCCUGCGGAUGAUAUCUCUAGAACUGUUCGCUAGUCUUGAAUGUGCGCCUAACGAGUGCAAUGAAAUAUUUGCUGUACAA